CAGCGCAAGGAAAAGAAAGUAAGUUCAAAAGGGUGCAGAGACGUAAACGCUUGUCCCAAAAAGAGCAAGAACGACAGCGUAUUUGCUCGAAUUGAUCUAGGUGUUCAUUUUCAACUUCCUCGUUUCAGCUAAAAUUGCACCCAUAAUUCAAGUUUCGAAUCGCUCACAGCACAGGACACUCUCUUCUGUACGGACUACUACUUCCACUCUUAAUCUAAUUAUCUGCAACAAAUCUCAUUCUCCCAUCCAUAUUUUCCACAUACCUGUUAUGGUUGCUACUGGAAAGUUGGGAUUGCUCUAUUUUUACUUAUUACUGAAGCUGAUAACUCAUGGCGAGCAGGGCAAUGGGAAUCUAUGACUGUUAGAAAGCGAUAGCUUUUCAAAAUAAGGUGUUUAUGGAGAAUUCAACUGUAGUGAUUGGUACAAAAGGUCUGAUAAAAAGGCAUGAAUUUGUAAGAGUUAUAAUUCAGAGUCUUUGGUCAUUAGGCUACAAAAAGUCUGCUUCUUGUUUGGAAAUAGAGUCUGGGAUUUCAUACAAAUCUGUGGAUUUUGAGUUGCUCGAAUCACAAAUACUUGAAGGAAACUGGAAUGGAUGCGUUAAUACCCUUAACACAGUCAAGGAGCUGAUGGAUGAGACAAGAGCUUCAGCUUUGUUUCUUGUGAUUAAGCAAUGCUUGUUAGAGUGUUUGAGUUGCGGGGAUGAUUCUAUGGCAUUGGCUGUUUUGCGGAAACAGGUUCCUGCAUUACGGCUAGGCAGAGAGAAAGUCUGCAAUCUUGCUUAUAAUCUUCUUUGCUUGAAGGAGGUGGACUUGAGUAAAACAUAUGACAAUGCAAUACUUGAGCUGCGAAACGUAUUGUUGAAACAGUUGGAAAAGUUGCUCCCUCCUCCAAUUGUGCUGCCUGAAAUAAGAUUGGAACAUCUGGUUGAAACUGCUAUUACAGCUCAAAUUGAUUCAUGUAUGUAUCACAAUUCACAAGAGGCAGUUUCACUUUUUGAGGACCAUUGCUGUAAGAGAGAUCAGAUCCCUACAGAGACUGUCCAGAUUUUGACUGAGCAUGAGAAUGAAGUGUGGUUUGUACAAUUUUCUAAUAAUGGACACUACUUGGCCUCAUCAUCUAGUGAUUGCACAGCCAUCAUAUGGGAGGUACUGGAAGAUGACAGGCUAACAAUUAAACGAACACUGCGAAGCCAUCAAAAACCAGUAUCCUUUGUGGCAUGGAGCCCUGACGAUACAAAGUUGUUAACAUGUGGAAAUCUGGAAGUUCUCAAGCUCUGGGAUGUGGAAACAGGUACAUGCAAGCAUACAUUUGGGGAUCAUGGCUUCAUUGUCAGCUCAUGUGCUUGGUUUCCCGACUCAAAGCGAUUUGUGUGUGGCAGUUCUGAUCCCGAAAAGGGCAUCUGCAUGUGGGACUGCCAUGGCAACGAGAUAAAAGCAUGGAGGGGCACACGGAUGCCUAAGGUAUUAGAUCUUGCUGUGACACCAGAUGGCGUACAUCUCAUCAGUGUAUUUUCUGAUAAGGACAUUCGGAUAUUCAAUUUGGUAACGAAUGCUGAACAAGUCAUUUCUGAGGAGCAUCCAAUUACUUCCUUGUCAGUUUCCAUAGACAGCAAGUUCUUUAUUGUCAAUCUUAACAGCCAGGAGAUCCAUUUGUGGGAUGUUGCUGGGAACUGGGAGAAAGCAUUAAGAUAUAUGGGCCACAAACAACACAAAUAUGUCAUACGCUCCUGCUUUGGGGGGUUGAAUAGCUCAUUUAUUGCCAGUGGCAGUGAGAAUUCACAGGUCUACAUCUGGAAUCGACAAAACUCUAGGCCAAUCGAGGUUUUAUCUGGGCAUUUAAUGACGGUGAAUUGUGUGAGCUGGAACCCUAGAAGGCAUCAAAUGCUGGCAUCAGCUAGUGAUGAUCAAACAAUCCGUAUAUGGGGACCGAGCCAAUCCAAGAAUAUACAGCAUGAAAAGCUCAUAUGAAGGAAACAAAGUGAUGUGAUCAGCUUUCGAGCACCCGACAUGUACAGCCUUAUUCUCUCAUCAAUUUGUUAUUCUUUUGUAGAUUUGUAAAUUGGUGGUGGCGGGGCUGCUUUGUUGUUGCCCUUUUUCUCAAUUUUGGGAGAAUGUUUUCCCCACUGUAAAUCUCCAUUCCUUGGCUUCUCUUAAUUUUGUUUAGACAUGUUUGGAGAAGGUAAACAUCGUUGCAUUUACAUGCUAGCUACCAUAUCACUGUCUGUUUUCUGUUUUUUUUGUUUUGGUACUAGGCAUGGAAAGACUGAUGUUCUUGCCCACUUCUGGUAUAAAUUCUGUUUGCUUCUUCUUGUUGCUCCGUACAAUAAUUUAAGGAUGAAUAUCAACUAUUUGUUUGUGGAUUGACAUGA
Messenger RNA from Ricinus communis (castor bean), 2368 nucleotides. RefSeq names its product WD repeat-containing protein WDS homolog. Gene Ontology annotation, molecular function: protein binding. The record is from RefSeq and is a predicted model, not a curated record. NCBI's taxonomy places the organism in Eukaryota, Viridiplantae, Streptophyta, Magnoliopsida, Malpighiales, Euphorbiaceae. The coding region runs from base 396 to 1967 and encodes 523 amino acids. The transcript has 5 exons.